Molecule: messenger RNA, 966 nt
Organism: Adelges cooleyi (spruce gall adelgid)
Lineage: Eukaryota; Metazoa; Arthropoda; Insecta; Hemiptera; Adelgidae
Exons: 12
Coding region: 92-895 (267 amino acids)
Source: RefSeq, a predicted model, not a curated record
UCUAAGUCACGAAGAGAAUACUUAGUUUUAAAAGCUAAUCAAGUCGAUUAUUGUCCAAGAACGUCUUACCAACUUCACAAUUUAAAUUAAAAUGAAACACUUCUGUUUUUUAAUAUCUUUAUUCUUCGUGAAUAUUUUGGCAAAUGAUCUAUCGGAUUAUAAGGAGAGUGUUUAUAAUAUAAAUGAUCUCAUCAGGCGAGCUCAUUAUAAGAAUGAUGUGACUGUAGGAGAUAGAUCUGGAGCAAAUGGAUUGGAGCAUAUAAUUGAAUUAAUGAUUGAUGAUGACCAUAUUUACAAGGAUUUCCGCAAAAUUAAUUGUUUGAUCGCUGUACCGGAACGUCCGAAAAUGAUCCGUAAAGUACUGGGACCUCACUCUAACAUAUUGAAAAAUGCCACGUUUUUCCAUGAAAAAAUGCUAACAGAAAUGGCAUCUAUAUUAGGAAUUCAAUUGUAUGGAGUAAGAUACCAAUUUUGGGGAAAAUUGAAAACCCUUGGAGACAAUAGAAGAGAACUUGUUGUUCCAGCUUUAAAACAAAUAAUCUUACGUGUUCUUGAUGGUGGACCCUCUGUAUUACGGGUGUGUCGUUUGAUGGGUUUAUACUUGAGUACACAAUUUCCAAAUUCAUACAUAAAAAAAAUUCAGAUUGACCCGACUGAUGGUACUUGUAUCCUAGGGGAUAGAAAAAAUACCAACUGGAGAUACGGAAAAAUUGAUGAAGAAUGGUCGCAAAUAAGCUUAGAGGACAUAAACGUACCAGUACAAUCAGUUAAGGAACAGUUACAACUUGGAUUUCCACAAGUUUUACACUCAUCAGACGAAAGCGAAAACUCCUUAGAAGAAGAUAAUAAUUAUUACGCAUCGAGAUCAUCUAUAUGGCCUUUUCACCGUGGCUAGAGACAAAUGCUGUAGGCACCGAUUCUUAUUCUUCGCUUUUUGUAAAACUGCUUUGGCACUCGCCGUUUGUA